Messenger RNA from Bacillus rossius redtenbacheri, 2378 nucleotides. Its product is annotated as thymidylate synthase. The coding region runs from base 169 to 1149 and encodes 326 amino acids. Gene Ontology annotation, molecular function: thymidylate synthase activity. Gene Ontology annotation, biological process: dTMP biosynthetic process. The record is from RefSeq and is a predicted model, not a curated record. Gene Ontology annotation, cellular component: mitochondrion; cytosol. The transcript has 5 exons. NCBI's taxonomy places the organism in Eukaryota, Metazoa, Arthropoda, Insecta, Phasmatodea, Bacillidae.
AAAUGAUAACCAUUUUUAUCUCGUGUUUACUUUUCAAAGAAAUGCGCGGGAUUUUAUUAGCAGAAAGAUAUCGUGCCGUAAAUCCAUAAAGAAUUUUGCGUUUUGAGUCACUGUGAGUUAAUUCCCAAAUCGGUCUUGACUCUGGUGUUGUUUCAACUACUGGAGCCGAUGGCCUCCGAAGCGGUGUUCCUGAAGGCGGUGGAGAACUUGCCGCCGCAGACGGAUGGCAAGACGCCCCGCGAGUCGGGGGACGCGAGCGGAGCCCGCGACCCGGGACCCCCGCGGCACGAGGAGCACCAGUACCUGGACCACAUCCGGCUCAUCCUGGAGAAGGGCGUGAGGAAACAGGACCGCACCGGGGUCGGCACCUUCUCCCUGUUCGGGGCGCAGAUGAGAUACUCCCUGAGGAAUGGUGUGUUCCCACUGCUGACGACGAAGCGCGUGUUCUGGCGAGCAGUCGUUGAGGAGUUGUUGUGGUUCAUUCGCGGAUCGACCAGCGCCAAGGAACUCCAAGAGAAGGACAUCAGGAUCUGGGACGGGAACAGCUCGAGGCAAUACCUCGACUCUCUAGGGUUAACGGACAGAGCAGAAGGCGACCUGGGCCCGGUGUACGGCUUCCAGUGGCGCCACUACGGCGCGGAGUACAAGGACAUGUUCAGCGACUACGCCGGCCAGGGAGUGGACCAGCUGGCGGAGGUGAUCCGGACGCUGAGGACACGCCCGCACGACCGCCGCAUCAUCAUGUGCUCGUGGAACCCGGUGGACGUGCCCAAGAUGGCGCUGCCGCCGUGCCACUGCCUGGUGCAGUUCUACGUGGCGGGAGACGAGCUGUCGUGCCAGCUGUACCAGCGCUCGGCCGACAUGGGGCUGGGCGUGCCCUUCAACAUCGCCAGCUACGCGCUGCUCACGUGCAUGGUCGCGCACGUCACCGGGCUCAAGCCGGGCGAGUUCAUCCACACCCUGGGAGACAGCCACGUGUACUUGAACCACGUGAGCGCCCUGAAGGAGCAGUUGCAGCGCGCACCGCGCCCCUUCCCCUCGCUGCGCAUCAACACAACCGUGACGCGCAUCGAGGACUUCAAGGCUGACGACUUCGAGAUACUCAACUACAAACCUCACCCCAAGCUCAGCAUGGAGAUGGCGGUGUGAGACAUCGCAGCUCCACACUUGACUCUAAAGAGCAGUGUAAGUGCACACGUGUGUAGAUGAAACCAAUUACAUAUGCCAAACUUAGCAACCAGAAGAAACACAGCACGUAUGUAUAGUGAUCUAGUAAGCUGUCAUAGACUUGGGUAUGUCAUUGCUUUAUUAGAAAGUUUUUAGACUUAAACUACAAAGUUUAAAAUAACUGUUUUAAUUUAAUGUUUUUAUAUGUGCAUAAGGUUAUCAGAUACAAAAGUUGUGUUUUUAGUAAAUUCUAAAUUUACAUUUGGUACGACUUAAAAAGUGUGGUUUUAUAUCAGUUACACUGAUGUUGGAUUGGUUCCGUAUUAUGAUGAAAGUCUCCAAAUUUUUGGGUUAGUUGAAUUCAGUAAUAUAAAUAAUACUACCUUCAUGUCUCGUCAAGCUUGAGUAGUUUCAAAAGUUGUUUUUACUUGCUUGAAUAGUUUCAAAAGUGGUUUGUACUUGCUUGAGAAGUAUCAAAACUUGUAUGUACUUUGAAGUGUAAUAAAAUGAUCAGUAUUAUAAUAGAUUGUACUAAAGUACUGAGAGUCAAAAUAAAUACCGGUUUUUUUUAUCUCAAUCGUUGCACGCGCGUAAUUGUCGCACCAAUAUUUUAGGGCGUCAAAAUUUGGAUGAAAAAACCUCUCGUGUAACGUCGCACAAUGUUUUUGGUCUUGCUAUUAGAUUCUGAGCACUUUGUGUGUAUGUUUUUUUUUCCUCGUAGAAAACUAUGUAUUUUAAAGUAGAAAUCUAAUAUUUAUUCGAACAUUAUCACUUAUAUUAUUAACGGAAAUACAAAGUUGUCUGAUGUGUAAAUUUUCUUUUAAAGAGGUUUUUAAAUGUUAUAACCGUCAUCUGUUCGUAUGCGUCGCCACGGUGUACCACUUACAAAAAUGUAGCCAGCACUAGUUGGCAUCAUUCAUGUUUGGUUAUGUUUCUUCCCGUAUAGAGCGCGCACACGUAGUCGAAUAUCGAUAUUGAUAUCUAGCCAUUGCAUGCAACGCGCACUCUCUGUCAAGUGCCGAGUUAACUAAAUUUAAUGGCCUGCACUCUUAUGUGGUGUUAACUAUGACGAUAGUUAUGUAUUAUUUCAGGCUCACAGAUUUUGUUUUUAUAUGUAAAGUUGAAAAGUUUUUGUUGCAUGACCUAUUAAUUUAAAUAGUUUGGCUUGUUUUUGUAUACUUUACUUUUUAAAUAAACGUACUUUCCAUGAA